Cynoglossus semilaevis (tongue sole) is the source of this 2956-nucleotide messenger RNA. RefSeq names its product PAT1 homolog 1, processing body mRNA decay factor (gene patl1). Gene Ontology annotation, biological process: P-body assembly; deadenylation-dependent decapping of nuclear-transcribed mRNA. The coding region runs from base 133 to 2640 and encodes 835 amino acids. Gene Ontology annotation, cellular component: P-body. Gene Ontology annotation, molecular function: RNA binding. Lineage: Eukaryota; Metazoa; Chordata; Actinopteri; Pleuronectiformes; Cynoglossidae. The transcript has 20 exons. The record is from RefSeq and is a predicted model, not a curated record.
CUUCUUCUCUUGUUUUAGAAAUAAAAUAUCUGCCGUAAAAUGUUAUUUAGAGUAGUUUUUCAGUGUCACAUUAUGCGUUUUAUUUUUUUUGUCGAAGUGAGCUUAGCGUGAUGUAACGCCAGAAGCGUUAGCAUGUUAGCAUUGAGUCUUGAGUCCCUGGAUGAAGACUGUACGCUGGAGGAGGAAGAGGAGGGAUUGAUCGAAGAGGAAGAAGAAAUUGAUCAGUUCAAUGAUGACACCUUUGGUGCAGGAGCCAUCGAUGAUGACUGGCAGGAGGAGCACAAACGACUGGCUGAGCUGGAUAAGCGGGAUGGACUGGGGGCAGAAGGUGGAGGAGGGAUGGGCCGAGACUUAGACUUUGGAGGAGCAGAGGAGUCCUCCUCUACUCUUCUGACUCCUUCCACAGGCCGUCCCCCCCUCCCAUCUUCCCUUCCUUCACUGAACUUCGCACCCUCCUCCAGGCUGCCUCCUCUAGAUUCUGAGGAUAGAGGAGGGGGAGGUGACCUGGUGGAGUCCUUGGCCAGGUUCAUCCUGGACGCAGAUCCAGCCAUAGCCGGCGUAGGGACCACCGAGAGACCUGUCCCUUCCUUGAGUUCCAGUGGUUCCAGCAUAUCCUCACUUCAGGGACUGGAGCCAUCUCGAGUUCUAUCCCGGCACUCCUCUAUGCCACAGCCCACUCACUUACAGCAUCCUCCUCGCCCCUCCCAGCACCAGCUGCCCCCUGGACCCUCCAGUUCAGGCCUUUCCUCAGCCGCUGCUUCUCCAUCAAUGCUCAGCUACCAGCAGCAGCAGCAUAUGCUGCACAGAGGCUCUGUCCCCAUCAGUCAGAUGAAUUCUCACAACAUCUGGGACAACAGUAUGGGCUUCGGCCCAGUCAGCAUGUCACCAGGACUGGCUACUCACAUGGAGGACAGUCCAUUAAUGUCCAUCAUCAAAGAGGUGGGACUACCUAAAUUACCUCCUCAUGGAAGGAAUGAUGAAGAACGGGAUUUGUCUGAGAGGGUCCCACCUCCUCGCUCAUCUUCCCCUGUUAUCGGCUCUCCUCCAGUGAGGGCUGUACCUAUUGGGACGCCACCCAAACAACCAAUCAGCCACAGUCUAAAUCAUCAGAGCCAUCAUCCCACAGCUGUGCAUGUCAGAGCUCCGCUCCAGCACAGAUACCCGCCUCCUUUCCCUGAGCGUCUGUCACCAAACACUCUCCUCAAUAUAGCUAAUUCUCCGCUCGGUCGCAGUCCCUUCCCUCCUGGUGUCGGCCCAGUUCUGUCUCAGAUUAAACGGGCUCAGCUACUAAACUCUCAGGUGGCUGGUUUCCCCCGUGGAGGACCUGCACCUCCCAUGUUGCCUGGUGGUGGAGGUUUCCGGCCCUUUUUUGGGGGGCCACCUCCUCCUCAUGGUCAUCGAAUGGGCCCCAUGCCUCCACAUGGUCCUCCUAACCACACACCGCCCAUCAGGCAUAACACCACCCACCUCCACCCUCAGCACCGGCGUAUGCUCACCCAGCGAAUGCAGAGCAGAGGAGGGGACCGUGGCAGGACUGGAGGAGACCGUCGCAGCAGAGACCCCUACAGUAAUCUGAUGACCCAGAAGGAGAAAGAGUGGGUGACCAAGAUCCAGAUGAUGCAGCUCCAGAGUACAGACCCGUACCUGGACGACUACUACUAUCAGAAUUACUAUGAGAAGAUGGAGAAACGACAGGAGAAGGAGAGAGACAGCAGCAGCAGGAAAGAACACACCACCAAGCUCAUCACUCCACAGGUGGCCAAGGUUGAACACACCUACAGACCAGUUCAGUUUGCAGGUUCUUUAGGAAAGCUGACGGUUUCCAGUGUCAACAACCCACGCAAGAUGAUUGACGCAGUGGUGACAACUCGCUCUGAUGACGAAGAGAAAAGAGAGAAGCAAGUUUGGAAUAAGAGGAGACAGAUCCUCUACACAGUGGAGAAGAUGUACAGUUUGUUGCUGGAGGUCCAAGACUUUGAGAAACGUUUUGUGCAGACACCAGAGGAGGACAGAGAAGCUCUGCUGGAGCAGCACAAACAGAACACAGAGCAACUUUGCAACUCUAUGAGGGAGAAGGAAUGGGAGGACAGAGUGAGCGAUGAACAGUGUGUGAUGAUCAUGUCGGUGAGGAAGGGCAAGCGGCUUGUUGCCAGGCUCCUCCCCCUCCUGCCCUCAGCACAGGCCGCCGCCAUUGUCAUGGCGAUUGCACGCAACCUUCCCGCCCUGACCAAGAAAGACAAACAGGAUCAGGUGCUGUGCUGGUUGGUGGAGCCUGUCUCUGCUGUCAUCCAAUCAUUGUCGAGCUCCGCCCUCACAGACCUGCUGCAGGAACUUCAAGGCAGUGAGGGUCAGCUGGCCACAGUACUGCAGAACAAGUUUGGUGUGACACUGCUGUAUCUGAUCCUGAGUGAAGGUGAGAAGAUGCAGAGCUCAGACCCCAACUGUCAACUGAUGGACGACAAUCGAUGGACUGAGUUAGUGUUUUCCGUGACCAGGGAGCUGCUCAGCGUUUCGUCCUCUUCCCUCUCUGCUCCUCUCUUCACUCCGGCCAACCUCUUGUCCCUCUUCUCCCGUUAUGUGGAUCGUCAGAGGUUGGAGCUGUUACAGAACAAACUACAAAUCACCGCUCUGUCCAGGUAGAAGUUACCACAGACAUGGACACCACCCCUGAUGUAGACCUGUUUGUGAGUGUGUGUAUGUGCGUGUGCAAGUAUGAGGUGAAUAUGAUGGAGGAGGAUUUUAAUCCAGCAGAAUCUAGUCACUUGUUUCUUCUUUGUGUGUAGUCUGUGUAUGUGUGCAUCUGUGUGUGUGUGUGUGUGUGUGUGUGUGCGUGUGAGAGAGAGAGAGAACUGUACAGUCUGAAUGAUGAUUAAAUAUAAAAUCUGCAUUUUUAAAUAUCUUGUUUACAAAUAUGCCUGUGAUGAACUUUCAAAUUAAAAGUAUUUCUAUUCUAUAA